Zeugodacus cucurbitae (melon fly) is the source of this 1701-nucleotide messenger RNA. RefSeq lists its product as uncharacterized. Lineage: Eukaryota; Metazoa; Arthropoda; Insecta; Diptera; Tephritidae. The transcript is spliced from 4 exons. The record is from RefSeq and is a predicted model, not a curated record. Bases 1064 to 1597 code for a protein of 177 amino acids.
UUGAAAAGGAAAUGUGUAUAGCGAAGCGUGUGUGUGGCUAUAUUUAGUUAUUAAAGAAGCAUUCAAAUGCUUUUUCUUUGUACUACGUGCUGGCGUGUGUGGGGAAAAGUGAAAAAGCUUCUCCUGCCGAAGACGGUGAAGUGGCAGAAGUCGACCAAUUCGUCAGUUUCACAGCACGUUUAAAAUAAAAAAUAAAAAAAAAUAUACAAAAAAAUAUAAAAACAAUGAAUACAAAAACAAACUAAUUAAAAAACAAGUAAAAAAGGGCUAACUUCGGUCGUAACCACCAAAUAUUUUAUAAACAUUAUGGGAGCAAGAGGAAGUAUUGGCCCGAUUGGUGUAGAGUUUAUUAUAGGAAAUUUUGGCUCUGAACUUCUGUAGAAUAUCUGAGAGAUUUGCCGAUAAUUGCGGUAAAAUAUUAGCGAUAUACACUCAUGUGUUCAUAUUCGGCACCUGGGGUCUUCAAAAGUUAUAAUUCAAUUUCGAAAAUUUUUAGACUAGCGAUACGACACCUCAAAUGUAGUAUUUUUGAAGAAAUUUCAUUCCGAAAUCUCCAACGGAGUUUGAUUAAAAAAAUAACGGGAAUUACAAAAUUAUAAAUUUGAUGGGUUUGGAGAGUUCGUUGUUUAUUCCUGAGUUCUUGGCCAAAAACAAUACUGUAACGAUCCACCAGCCUUCAUAUUCGUGCUAUUUUCCUAUUACUAAAGAUAAAGAAUUAAAGGGUCAUCGUUUCACAAGCAUAGGAGAAAAAGGCUAUCCCAAAAAUCGAGUUUGAGAAAUGUUUCGACGAUUGAUAGAGGCGGCAUAUGUGCAUAACAUCGAAUGGCGACUAUUUUAGAGACGACAACAUUAACGUAGACGAAAGCAUUUUUUUUCAAAACAACUAAAAUUACCGUUAUUUUUUAACACAUCCUUCAAUAUUGUAAAGUGAAGUAUUAUUGGGAAUACUAAUCAAUUAUCAUAUGCAAUUGAAAACAUUGUUAUGGGUUGUUAAGUUGGCGUGAUUGUGGACCGAUUUCGCGCAAUUUCAAACUGCAACCAAAGUCCAUAAGUUGUCGGCAAAAUGCGUUGUUCCUGCUUAAUUUUCAUCUUGACAUUCAACUCUGCUUUGCAUUCUACUCAUCCAAUAAAGAUGGUAAAAUUUACGAAUCUGAAAUGUGCAACGCUCGAUAAACCAUUUGCCGAUUUCGCCAAUUGCAAACUCAAAGCGUUGUCACGCGAUGAAGUAGCACUCUCGUUGCGUGUUAAACUCUUCGCAGUGCCGGUGAAUAAUGUGAGCCUAAAAUUGGAAUUCUUUAAGAAAUUCAAUGGUUAUCGACCUUUCCUAUUCAACAGAACUCUCGAUUUUUGUGCCUUUCUACGUAAUCAAAAGAGUGUCGGAUUUGUUCAUAUAAUUGCAAAAUUUGUAGAAAGCUCUUCAAAUAUCAAUCAUACUUGUCCUUAUAGCCACGAUAUCAUCAUUGAUGGACUUAUACUAAAACCACAAUAUUUUUCAUUGCUGCCACUGCCAGCGGGAGAAUAUCGUUGGAAGAUUACAUUUGGUACUUAUAAUGAUUGGAAAGGUAUUGUGGAUGUAUUUGUACAAUUCUGGGAAUAGCCUUACAGAAAUAAAUAUCCAUUAAAUAUGCCUUUUAUAACAUGCUUGAAGUGAACUCUUAUUAAGAGUUAAUAAAGUGAUAAGGAUUUGCGACUUCGUUUAGA